Molecule: messenger RNA, 2627 nt
Organism: Vicia villosa (hairy vetch)
Lineage: Eukaryota; Viridiplantae; Streptophyta; Magnoliopsida; Fabales; Fabaceae
Product: G-type lectin S-receptor-like serine/threonine-protein kinase At4g27290
Exons: 7
Coding region: 1-2502 (833 amino acids)
Biological process (GO): protein phosphorylation; recognition of pollen
Molecular function (GO): protein serine/threonine kinase activity; ATP binding
Source: RefSeq, a predicted model, not a curated record
AUGGCCAAUAUUCUUCCUAUCAAAUUUCUUGUUAUUUCCAAUAUAGUUUUAUUAUUGUUCUUCUCUCAAUUAUCCACCGCAAUUGAUACUAUCACCCAAUUUCAAUCUCUUGAUGAUGGAAACACCUUGGUUUCUAGUGAUGGAACUUUUGAGUUAGGAUUUUUCAGACCAGGUAGUUCCACAAAUCGCUAUGUUGGAAUAUGGUACAAAAACAUCUCAAAUAGAAGAAUAGUUUGGGUUGCAAACCGUGAUAAUCCAAUCAAAGACGACAAUUCCAACUCAACCAUGUUGACCAUUAACAAGGAAGGAAACCUUGUACUACUUACCAACAACAAUAAAACUCUUGUUUGGUCAACAAACAUCACAACACAAUCUUUGUCUUCUACAAGUUCACAUGUGGCUCAACUAUUAGAUAAUGGAAAUUUUGUAAUCAAAGACAACAAUAAGAAAUUUCUAUGGCAAGGUUUUGAUUUUCCUUGUGAUACUUUGUUGCCGGAUAUGAAGCUUGGUUGGAACUUAGAAACCGGUCACAAUCGUCGAUUAACUUCGUGGAAAAAUUGGGAUGAUCCGUCUUCGGGAAACUUAACUUGGAGUAUUGUCCUUAGUAGUAACCCGGAAGUUAUAUUAAAAAAAGGGUCAACUGAAUUUCACAGGAGUGGUCCUUGGAAUGGAAUUGGGUUUAGUGGAGCGCCCGCAUUAAGUGUAGCUCAAAAUGUUGAACCAAAAUUAGUGAACAAUUCAAAUGAAGUUUACUUCACAUAUAGUCUUGUGAGCAAGAGUAAGCUUUUAAUAAUUUAUCUGAACCAAACAAUUGGUUUUCGCGAACGCAUUGUAUGGACUACAGAAGAAAAUGUUUGGAAGAUUUUUGAGCAGGUGCCCAGGGGAGAUGGUUGUGAUAUUUAUAAUUCUUGUGGAUCUUAUGGAAAUUGUAAUCCUAUUAAGUCUCCAGUUUGUGAGUGUUUAGAUGGGUUUAAGCCCAAAUCGUCACAAAAUUUGGACACAUAUAAUUGGACACAAGGUUGUGCGCGCAAAAUUCAACCCAUAUUUAAAUGCAUGGUGGGAGAUGGUUUUACAAAAUUUUCUGGAUUGAAAUUACCGGAGACAACACAUACUUGGGUUGAUGCUAAAAUGAAACUAGAGGAUUGCAAGAAAAAAUGCUUAAAAGAUUGUUCUUGUACAGCUUAUUCAAACUUGGAUGUUAGAGGAGAUGGCAGUGGUUGUUGUUUAUGGUUUGGUGAUCUUAUUGAUUUGAGACACGUUUCAUCAAUUAAUCCAGAUCUGUAUGUUCGAGUGAAUGCUUCUUCAAUAGUUUCUGGUGGACAUAAGAAAAGUCAUACUUUGACAAUUGCAAUCACUAUUCCGUUGGUCAUUGUUUUCCUGCUUGUGACCAUAGUCUUCUACAUUUACAAGAGAAAAAGAAAGCAAAGAGGAAUAGAAGAUAAAUCAAAGAACAUCAUUUUAACGAAAAAGAAAAAGGAAGACGAACAAGAUUUUGAGCUUCCUUUCUUCAAUCUUUCUACAAUGAUUGAUGCCACCAAUAACUUUUCAAAUGAUAACAAGCUUGGAGAAGGUGGUUUUGGGCCAGUAUAUAAGGGUAUACUUGCUCUAGAAAGACGAGAGAUUGCUGUCAAAAGGCUUUCGAGAAGUUCUAAACAAGGAACAAAAGAGUUUAAAAAUGAAGUUAUAUUAUGUUCAAAACUUCAACACCGAAAUCUUGUCAAAGUUCUUGGUUGUUGUAUUCAAGGAGAAGAGAGGAUGCUUAUAUAUGAAUAUAUGCCUAAUAGAAGUUUAGAUUCGUUUAUUUUUGAUCCAACUCAAAAGAAACUUUUAGAUUGGUCUAAGCGCUUUAACAUCAUAUGUGGAAUUGCUCGUGGACUUCUUUACCUUCAUCAAGAUUCUAGAUUGAGGAUCAUACAUAGAGAUCUAAAACCAAGUAAUAUUUUGUUAGAUAGUGAUAUGAAUCCAAAGAUUUCUGAUUUUGGCUUGGCAAAAAUUUGUGGUGAUGAUCAAGUUGAAGGAAAUACAAACAGAGUAGUCGGGACACAUGGUUACAUGGCUCCUGAAUAUGCCAUUGAUGGACUAUUCUCCAUAAAAUCUGAUGUAUUUAGCUUUGGCAUUUUGUUGCUAGAGAUUGUAAGUGGAAAGAAAAAUAAAAGACUUACAUAUCCAAGCAGCAAUCAUAGUCUUGUAGGACAUGCUUGGAGGUUGUGGAAAGAGGGAAUCUCAGAAGAAUUGAUUGAUGAUUGUGUUGGGGACUCAUUUAUUCUAUCUGAAGCCUUACGUUCCAUACAAGUUGGUCUUUUGUGUCUACAAUAUCAUCCAAAUAAUAGACCUAAUAUGGCAUCGGUGCUUGCAAUGUUAACAAAUGAAAUAGUUUUAUCUCAACCAAAGGAACCUGGCUUCAUUAAAGAAAGGGCCUCCACAGAGGGAAAUUCUACAACCGAAAAUUUAAUUUCUUCUUCAAUCAAUGAAGUCACUAUUUCAUUAUUGGAUGUUAGAUGAAAAUGUUAUUUUAUCUACUUGUAUGUUAAUGUCAUUUUGACUUGUUCAUAGAGGUUAACAGAAUAAUGACUCUUCUAGUUUAUUUUAGAAGUAAAUCUUAUAGGUAUAUUUUUUUAGUUUGUUUG